Molecule: messenger RNA, 1347 nt
Organism: Amoebophrya sp. A120
Lineage: Eukaryota; Dinophyceae; Syndiniales; Amoebophryaceae
Source: the annotation of a GenBank genome assembly
GCUGCAUCAUACAACAUAUAUCAGGCCGACGCUAGCAAGUUACCACUCAGAAGUUGUGAUGUUGUUGAGAUUUGUUUUCCCUCCCUGAGACGUGGUCGAAUCUAUCACACAGCAGCACGCCACUUGUCGCAAACGGUGCGCCCCUCGAAUUUCUUUUGCUCUACUCCUCAUUUUAAUUUCAUCUUCGACAUACUAUGUCACUUCCCCCGCCGCAACCCGGCCCUGGUUCCCUCCACACGACCACGUGGAUCGGGGUCUACAAGCACGGGUUGCGUCUGGCGUGUUUGUACGAGCUUGAGCUUUUCAAAGCAGAGAUUGUGUGCGAAAAUUUGGUGCACGAUUUGAUUGUGUUCCGGUUGCCGGUGCACCAGGUGGUACAUGAUCAUCCCGAGAACGAAACUACCGUCGAAGACCUACCGCUGACGUUCGAUUUGCUCUUCGAACCCAUCGCAACGGCGGGUUUGUUGGGAAGAAGCUGCGACGGUGUUGAAAGCUGCGACAGGAGCGCAAGAAUAAAUCCAAAUGUAGUGGAGGUCCCUCAGCACCAAGAGAAAGAACACUUUUCGCGGGAAAAUAGCGGAAGAACCGGAAUUAUCCCUUUCCCGGCGCAGUCCUUUUUCAAGGAGGAGCAGCACUCGUUCCCGGCGAUCGAGCACCGGGUGGGGAACAACAAGAAGUUCCCGCAGCGGAAAAAGGUGGAAAGUGAUGCGGCCAAGGAGGCAGCGAAAACGAAGAUUUUGAAGCCGUUCAUCCUGGAACACCGCGAGAAUCUGCUGCGCAUCCUGAACCAGCGGAAGCCGUGGCGGGCGACGUGCGAGAAGGUGGGCGAGUUCGCCGUGAAGUCCAUUGACCUCUGUAGCCUGUUCGGGGAGCUGGCGACCGAGUUGCUGCCCGAGCGCACGGAGGAGGAGAAAAAAUCCUCCCCGGUGUCGAUGAAAGACUUCGAACUAGAAAUCGUCAUCUUUGUCAGCCACAAGCGCGGCGACGAGUUCUCUAAGGAAAUCCCCGGAGCGAGGAGAGCGGCGGGGGGAAAGCGGGCGGCGGGGGAAAAGCGGGCGGCGGCGGAGAUGAAACGGUCCGUAGUCAGUGAAGACGGAAAGGAUGGUCAUCCGAACAGGUGGGAAAGAGGCCAAAGAGAAGCAGAGGAAGGAGAAGGAACUGCAACCGGAGCUAUAGAUGAUUCGGAACAGGAGCUGCGACGACGAGACCACAGCACUUCGAGCAUUUGGCUCAGUGCCUGCAGGAACAACGCAUCACGCGAAAAACCGGUGGGGGAGAAGGAGGACUACAACCCACUUGCUGCGCAUUCAUCGAUGUCCUUCGAAGAGUCUUAUUUCGCCCGCGGCG